AUGCGGCCCUCGACCUUCCUCCCUCUCGGCCUCGCAGCCCUUACAUCCGGCACCCCGCUGUCCCUGGCGCGGCGCAGCCUGUUCCCGCCGACGUCGACGGCCAAGGGCUUCGUGCUGGUGGCCAACGUGACGGACCUGUCGCGGGACCUGACGCCGUCGAUCCAGCACUUCAAGCUGGUGGGGGUGCACGUCGGCGCGGGGCUGGAGACGGCCGUGCUGACUCCGGACGCCGGCCGGGUGCUGUACGAGAACGGCACCGACGUCGAGGGCUACGGCAUCGCGGCCGACUCCAGCCUGAGCACAGCUGCCGCCCCCGCUGGGUUCAUCUACCCGUACGGCAUGCAGAUCAUCCCAAUCCCGCUAGGGGUGGAAGAAGACGAGGAUCCAGGCGACGCCGACGACGCCGACUACGUCGACCACGUGGGCAUCGACGUGGGCACGGCGCAGCGCGGCGUCGGGAUCCGCGACCCGCCCCCGGCAUCCACGCCAUCGACCCAGGCGUACGGGCCUGACGCUGGCACCUUCUGCGUGUGCUUCGAGGCCAAGCCCGCCUACGGCCGCCCGCAGUAUCCCGUACGCUUCGCGCGCGUGCAGACCGUCGACGGCGUCGCCUACCAGCAGAUCCCCGACGGCUGCGCGCCGAUCCGCCUGCUCGCCCAGUGCGCCGCCCUCGAGCAGGUCCCGGCGGGCGCCAUCUACGGCCACGACUUUGCGCGCACCGUCCGCUGCUACGAUAAUGUUGCGGCCGUUAGCUGGUCUUGA
Messenger RNA from Lasiosphaeria miniovina, 762 nucleotides. RefSeq lists its product as uncharacterized. Bases 1 to 762 code for a protein of 253 amino acids. The transcript is spliced from 2 exons. Lineage: Eukaryota; Fungi; Ascomycota; Sordariomycetes; Sordariales; Lasiosphaeriaceae. The record is from RefSeq and is a predicted model, not a curated record.